UGGGAGGCAGGUCUGGUUGUAGCCUUGGGCAAUACAGAGAGAAUAUAAGAGAAGUUAAUUCUGCUGCAGAAACCAGACCUGGAACCUCCAAGUCUCAUCUUGAAAGAAGCAGCAGUCGGUUACUUACAGCCAUCUCACAGCCUCUUGUCAACAUGCCUGGAUCUGGAUCAUGCACCUCUAUCAUCAACCUGCGCUUCCAAGAAGGCAGCGAGGGAAGUCCUUCCAACCCUGCCAAGUUCAAGAACCAAGACUUUGCGCAGCUGAAAGAUAACCACCUCCGCAGAGGCCGGCAGUUUGUGGACCGCACCUUCCCACCUGACAGCAGCUCUCUGGGAGACCUGCCGGACCUCAGCAGUCGGCAGGAAGCCCAAGUGAAAUGGCUUCGACCAGCAGAAAUCCUGAAACAACAAAACAACUCCAAUGAAGCUAUUUUCUGUACCAAAGGAGCCACACGCUUUGACUUUGGUCAAGGCGCUGUAGGUAACUGCUGGUUUCUGGCUGCGAUUAACUCACUGACCUUCCGCAAAGCCCUGAUGGUGCAAGUCGUGCCUAUGGAUCAGAACUUCAACAACCAUGCAGGGAUAUUUCACUUCAGGUUCUGGAGGUUUGGCAAGUGGGUGGAUGUUGUCAUUGAUGACUACCUGCCAGUAAUGAACAAUCAGCUGCUGUCUGUGCGCUCCACAAAAGGAAAUGAGUUCUGGGCUCCUCUGAUGGAGAAAGCUUAUGCCAAGGUGUGCGGAUCGUACACAGACAUGAAUGCUGGUUUGCCAUCAGAGGCCUGCAAGGAUUUCUGUGGAGGCGUGAACGUGGAUUACAAACUCCAGGAAGUCCACUCUGCAGGCCAUGAUGACAAGCUGUGGAGAUCACUGUCCAACGCCAGCAGCUGCAACUCCAUGAUCUGCUGCGGAACAGCCCAGAAAGGGGGUGUGUUGGUGAACACUGUAUCCAACUCUGGUAUUGUUGAUGCACAUGCCUAUUCUGUCACAGCAGUCAUUGAGACGAACUCUCGCGGCUCCAAAGUGAGGCUGGUGCGACUCUUCAACCCGUGGGGCAGAAAAGAGUGGACCGGAAACUGGAGUGACAAGUCCGACAUGUGGCAAAGUGUUAGCCCAGAUGAUCGGGAAAAGUGUGAGGACCGCAACGAUGGAGAGUUCUGGAUGGAUUUAGAGGACUUCUGUCGUCAUUUCUCCAUGUUGUUCAUCUGCUGUGAGAACCCCAACUUUAUCGAUGGCGACGUCAACUGCCAGUGGCAAAGCCAGACUUACGAUGGCAAAUGGACAGCUGGGAGAUCUGCAGGCGGCAGCUUGUCUAACCGUUCCUUUGAAACAAACCCUCAGUAUCGCAUGAAGGUGAAUAUCAUUGACAAGUCAGAGAAGGAAGACAAAAACAUCGUCCUUACUCUGAUGCAGAAACCUAGGCAGGAGAAUCGCAAAAGGCAAUCAACUUACCCAAUUGGGAUCAGCGUCUUUAAGAUUCCACCAGGGACAACAUCGGGCCGCCUGAGUAUCAACCAACUUUACCAAUUGCAAAGACAGAAGGAUACACAGAUGUACACCUAUGCGAGGGAGCUGGUUGAGAUGCACAGCAUGGAGCCUGGAGAGUAUUUGAUCGUCCCCUCCACCAUGGAUCCUUACCAGAGUGCAGAUUUCAUUCUAACCAUCUUCUCCAAGACCGAUGCUCAGAUCACUCCCCAUGAUGAAGAUGAUGAGGAUGAGAAUGACCACGAGGACAAGAAGAAGGAGGAGGGGGGGGACCUAGUUCUUCCUGAGGUACCAACCGACAACAAAAAGCCUGAGGAGGAAACCUCCGACAACAAGGCUCUCCGUGAUCUCUUCAACCGAUACGCUGAUCAGUUUGGUGAGCUGAAAGACAGGCAGCUCAGGAUGCUCCUGAAUGACAACUUCCCGCAUGGCACCUGGAAUGGCUUUGGUUACGAUACCUGCAGUAGCAUGAUCGCUAUGUUUGAUGUCGACAAAAAAAUGACAAUGACCCUCGUUGAGUUCACAUCUCUCUGGAAGAAAAUAAAUGAAUACAAGCAACACUUUCAUCGUGCAGAUGUGAAUAAGAAUGGAUCCCUGACUGACAUAGAGCUCAAAGUGGCAAUAAAGACUGCAGAACCAGAGAUUGACCUUAACAGCAGUGUGGUGAGGCUGAUGACCUUCCGUUACUCAGGCUUUGAAGCCACCACCAUGGAGGGCUUCAUCUCAUUCAUGUUACGCCUGGGCAAAACAACAAGUACCUUCAAGGACAAAUCAACAGAUGGAGUUAUCAACUUGUCUUGGGAGGAGUGGACCGAGUUCUCCAUGUACAACUAGACUCAAGAGUACACAGAAGACACGAGAAGAUUCCUACAAGCAAACGCUGCUUUAAGAGAAUAAAUGUCUUCCUGUGCAAAACCUGUAACAUGUUUCUCUGAUCAAAUUGUGAAAUAAACAUUGUUGCCUUCUGAA
Messenger RNA from Gymnodraco acuticeps, 2450 nucleotides. Its product is annotated as calpain-1 catalytic subunit-like. NCBI's taxonomy places the organism in Eukaryota, Metazoa, Chordata, Actinopteri, Perciformes, Bathydraconidae. Gene Ontology annotation, biological process: proteolysis. The record is from RefSeq and is a predicted model, not a curated record. Bases 153 to 2315 code for a protein of 720 amino acids. Gene Ontology annotation, cellular component: cytoplasm. The transcript has 22 exons. Gene Ontology annotation, molecular function: calcium-dependent cysteine-type endopeptidase activity; calcium ion binding.